UGUUUCAAUAGAUGGAAUGGAUUUUUUCUUGAUUGGAAUAACAUAAUAUUCAAUAAUCAACAUGAUGGAAGAAGAUCAUAGUUUGGUCAAGAAAAUGUGCAAACAAUUGUAUACACUGAAAGGUCAAGCACUGAGUUCUUCCAGUGGUGCUGCCGUUCAGCCAAAGAGAAAAGGAAAAAGGUGCACACACAGGCAAUGGUCUGGACCAGAAAAAAAGUUUGUAAUGGAGAAUUUCCAUAACUCCAUUAUCAGUGGAUCAAUGAUUGGUGUUGGCAGGAAGGAAUGUGAAGCUGCUUUGGCCAAAGCUGGACCAUUGCUGUCAACAAGAACAUGGGUGCAGAUCAAAUCAUGUGUAAAAAACAUAAUUGACAGGAAUAGGAGGGAGGAAUUAAAGAGAUGUAGAAGAAAAGACAAUAAAUAG
Molecule: messenger RNA, 421 nt
Organism: Ylistrum balloti
Lineage: Eukaryota; Metazoa; Mollusca; Bivalvia; Pectinida; Pectinidae
Exons: 4
Coding region: 62-421 (119 amino acids)
Source: RefSeq, a predicted model, not a curated record